Messenger RNA from Mya arenaria, 3642 nucleotides. RefSeq lists its product as uncharacterized. Lineage: Eukaryota; Metazoa; Mollusca; Bivalvia; Myida; Myidae. The transcript has 14 exons. Gene Ontology annotation, cellular component: cell-cell junction. Gene Ontology annotation, molecular function: cell adhesion molecule binding. Gene Ontology annotation, biological process: cell-cell adhesion. The coding region runs from base 49 to 2694 and encodes 881 amino acids. The record is from RefSeq and is a predicted model, not a curated record.
AUUUUAGUUCAUGUAUGUAAACCAUUGAUAUCGUGUUGUUAUACAGUCAUGUUAAGUUUAAACUUGAGAAUAACUUUUGUGGUAAUAGUAGUUUGCAGGAUGUACGCAGGUGCUGAUGGUUCUGUUACCAUAAGUUCAUCAGAAGUGACUGUUCCGGAGGGUUUAUCACUAACAUUGACCUGCAAUUAUACAGGAAUUGACAAGCUGUAUGUAAUAAGAUGGACAAACAAUGGCAAAGAUUCGGGACAUAAAUACGAUAUAACAAUUGAACAAUCUGAACCAUGUACAAUAUUUGGAAAACCUGGUCUCGAUAAAACUCUCUUCACCUACACCUGUUUCACGCUUACUAUUUUAAAUGUGACACGAGAUAAUCAGAACGACAACUUAACGUGUCAAGCAAAUCUUAAUUUUAACAGUGGCAAUAGCGUUAUCGUCAGUGUAUCAGUUCCUAUCAAAGAGGUGAUUAUGACAGAUCCUACGGAAUCCACAGUGACGAUGAACGAAGGCACUUCUGAGACAUUUAAAUGUAAGACGUCCGGUGGACUUCCCCAAGCCACGAUCAAAUGGUUCAAGGUGACUGACAACACGUGCUCUCAGUCUGGAUUGGAGAUCACGUCUUCGGUUUCAAGUCCUUUUGUCACUGAUGUGGAUGACUUGAAGCAAGUAGAAAGUAUCCUGACCUUCACCGCUAUAGGUUCAGAUAAUGGACUGAGAAUAUGUUGCACUGCCAGUAAUGUGGAAGGUGUGAAGCGUGUGUCUGGGACCAAAAUACUUGAUGUCAGAUAUGCACCAUCCGACCCUCCUGUUAUUGAAGGAUACGCUAGUGGCGGUACCUACAAUAUGAUAGAAAACAGCAUAGAAAAUCUCACAUGUAGCAGUUCGGGCGGUAACCCACUGGCGAAUCUAACCUGGAGCUGCUUCAACAACCAGAUGUCCAGUCCUAUUGAGCAAGGCAGAACGGUAAAAAGGGUUGUACAGUGGACAGCCAGGCGGAAUGAAAACGCCAGGUGCACUUGCACAGCAUCGCAUGCGGUCAGACCAAAUAAACAUCAGACUGCUUUUGUGAAUGUUAACAUUCUAUAUUCCCCAUCUACACCUCUUUUUAAAUUGGACAAUACGGCCGUUGGUUCUAGCAUCAGAAUUGUAAGCGACACUAUACAAACUGUUGAAUGUGACAGCUCCGGCAACCCGUAUCCCACUACGAGCGACUUUACCUGGAUAAAGGGCACCAAUGUAGUGGGCACUGGUCCUGUUUUGAACUGGCCGGGUGGAGUCAUGGUUGGUGAUGAUGGCAGCUACACGUGUACCGUAGAAACAACUCUGACACCAUCUGAUCAAAGUAAAGACGUCAAAAUUGCUACGAAUUCAUCAACAUUAGAAGUCACCGUGUUAUAUCCUCCAAAGCUUCAGACAUUUACGAGAGAAAGUGCGUUAGAAGGAUAUAGUUUUAUGAUCCAGUGUGUGUACAGUGUUGGAAAUCCGGCGAGAACAAAGUCAACAAUCACCAGACUAUUUAACGGCACCAGUUGGAGUGGAGACUCUCAUACAAUGCAUUCGAUCAACCGCGCAGACGCCGGUCUUCACAGAUGUACAGUCGAAAACACGAUGGAUCCUACCGGAGCAGACACACAGACAGGAACUGACACAGCUGACUUUGAAAUAAACGUUUGGUAUCAAACCUCAAUUUCAAGAUUUGAAUUCAGUGCCUUUUCAAACCAAACCAUCAUUACCGUAAACGAGUCGGAACGACUUAUGCUCGUUUGUGAGGUUCUAAGCAACCCUAAUUCUACGAUCCGAUUGAAAGAAAACCACAUGGCAACAGUUCUAAAGGAAGCAACAAAUGCCCUUAAAGUAGAGUACCUCAUUCAAAAUGCUACAUGCUCUGAUACUUCUGUCUACACAUGUACCGCAUUCAAUAACUACACAGAUAUGGAAAGGGCGCCAUCCAAAGAGUUGCAGCUGUUUGUUCGAUGCUCACCCAGACCUUCAAACCAUCACAGUCAGUUACGACGAAAUUUCACUGGAUUCUUACACGGAAAUGUUACCUUUGUCUCGAUGGUAUUUGCAUAUCCACCGCCAGAGUUUAAAUGGAAAAUGUGGAAUGGAACAUAUUAUAAAGAAGUAAAUGAAGACAACUAUGCUAUAUUUUCCUCAUAUCUAUUAACAUCAUUAACCAUUUUGGACAUAAAAGAAGACAAUUUUGUCUCCUAUGCUGUUCAAGUUUCGAAUGGAAUUCAACCAGAUUUGCAAGAAAUAUUUCACCUCAAACAUCAAGUGAUUACAACCACUUCAGAAGACGGAGGCUCAAAUCAGGCCUCUGUUAGUGGUGGUGUGAUAGGCGGAUGUUUAUGCAUAAUCCUGGCUGUAGUUGUAAUUGUGUUACUCUUGAAACGGAAAUACGACUGUUCCAUCAAGAUGUCGAAAAAGAAAGAUAUCCAAACCGAAAAUGACUUCCAAGAAUCUGACAACCUGGGAUUCAACGCUGCCGUCACGUAUGAGAUAAUGCCGGUGGAAAAGGAAUCAACUGAUUAUGAUGCUCUUAACGCUGGAAAUGAUCGACCCGAAAAAUCACACAUCUACAUGUCGUUGGACGAGUCAACCUCUACCCGGAAUCCGCCCUGCGAGAAUUCAAAAUCAGAGGAUCCCGUUUACAAGAACACGAAGCGGAAGAACUCGAUGCAAAAAAAUCUUUAAUAUGACAUGUACAUUGAUGAAACAAAAUACAUCAUGACGACCAUAAUUGUAUGUAAAAUAUUCUACAAGUAUUAAAUGUUAAUUGUUUUAAGCAAUUCAAGACUGUUUCCAUGUGCACAUUCAAUAUAGCAUCCUUUGAUUAUUGUCGGGUUUCCUAUUUGCGUUAGUUUGAUAAACGAUAAAGGCAUGCACCAUGGCAAAUUUUGCCCUAAGUAAUCCAAAUACUGCGCAUAUUAACAGAAAGCCUUUGUUUCUUUUUGCGUAUGAAUGUUUUUGCAAAAAACAUGAAAACAGAACUAAAGUAGUUAACGAUUCAUAAUUUAAUUGUUCUUUUUACAUUCAAAUAUGCAAGAUUUGUAUAAGUCGAUUUUUUUUAAUAAAUAAUAUAUGCAUUAGCCACAACUCGUGACUAAUACCCUAGACGUUUUGGAUAAAAAAAAACUCUAAGCGCUCUUGCAAACACUUUUCCUUUUGCUCGGUUGGUAAAUAUGGUAACUCCGAUUGUCCGAGUUUGAAUAUAAAAAUGUUCUAUUAAAUGUAAUACAAUUAUUAUAUAUGUCAGCUUCCAAUUAUGAAAAUAGUCACAUUAGGAUAACCGCCUAUUUUCAAGAGAAUCAAGUAAUUAAAUAUAAAUCAUGAAAUAAAUCACUACUAUGAUAGCUUUGUUAUUUGUAUACACAUACGUAUUUACGUAUUAUCUAAAUUUCUUAAGCACAUGUUAUUACAUUGGUAAAGUUCAUAGUGUAUGUAAUCAUAGAGUUUCAAUUGUACUAGAAAUUACAUGUAAAUAGUUUUGCUUGUUUUGUAGAUUUUUCUUUGCGUAUUUAUAGAUUUAAAUAGUUCAACCGUUUGUCCAUUAUUCUUUUGGAAUAGUCUACUAGGCUUAUUACGGCGAAUAUGGCCCAUUGCAUUUACCACUAUCUAGAUAAGUAUUAAGUUUAAUUAUAA